AGAGCCUGUGGCGCGCGGGUGUGACGUUCCGCGCGUGUACGUCAGCACGCGCCCAGCUGGGAGGAGGCGCGAGCCGAGAAAGGAUCUCGUAGUCUCCAGUGCGGCAGUGUGUCCACAUGGCGCUGUGGCGCGGCUCUGCGUGCGCCGGCUUCCUGGCGCUGGCCGUGGGCUGCGUGUUUCUGCUGGAGCCGGAGCUGCCGGGCACAGCGCUACGCUCGCUCUGGAGCUCGCUGAGGCUGGGGCCCGCGCCAGUGCCCCCGGGAUCUCUGUCCCCAGAGAGCCGGCUGGCGGCCGCUUGGGAUGCCCUCAUCGUGCAGCCCGCCCGGCGCUGGCGCCGCGUGGCUGUGGGAGUCAAUGCCUGUGUGGAUGUGGUCAUCUCUGGCGUGAAGCUCCUGCAGGCACUCGGCCUAAGUCCUGGGAGUGGAAGAGACCAUGCUGUUCUACACUCAAGAAGUGAUCUGGAAGAAGCCUUUGUCCACUUCAUGGGGAAGGGAGCUGCUGCUGAACGCUUCUUCAGUGAUAGAGAGACCUUUCAUGACAUUGCCCAGGCUGCAUCUGAGUUCCCAGGAGCCCAGCACUAUGUAGGAGGAAAUGCCGCUUUAAUUGGACAGAAGUUUGCUGCCAACCCAGACUUAAAGGUUCUUCUUUGUGGUCCAAUUGGCCCAAAGCUACAUGAACUUCUUGAUGACAAUGUGUUUGUUCCGCCAGAGUCACUGCAGGAAGAGGAUGAGUUCCACCUUAUUUUAGAGUACCUGGCAGGGGAGGAGUGGGGCCCGUUUAAAGCUCCCCAGGCCAACCGGUUCAUCUUCUCUCACGACCUCUCCAACGGGGCCAUGAAUAUGCUGGAGGUGUUUGUGUCUAGCCUGGAGGAGUUCCAGCCUGACCUGGUGGUCCUUUCUGGAUUGCACAUGAUGGAGGGACAAAGCAAGGAGCUCCAGAGGAAGAGGCUCUUGGAGGUUGUGACCUCCAUCUCUGACAUCCCCACUGGUAUUCCAGUUCACCUAGAGCUGGCCAGUAUGACCAACAGGGAGCUCAUGAGCAGUAUUGUGCAUCAGGUCUUUCCCGCAGUGGCUUCUCUUGGGCUGAAUGAACAGGAGCUGCUGUUUCUCAGCCAGUCAGCAUCUGGACCCCAUGCUUCUCUCUCCUCUUGGGAUGGCGUUCCUGAUGUGGGCAUGGUCAGUGAUAUCCUCUUCUGGAUCUUGAAAGAACAUGGAAGGAGCAAAAGCAGAUCGUCAGAUCUCACCAGGAUCCAUUUCCACACGCUGGUCUACCACAUUCUGGCAACUGUGGACGGACACUGGGCCAACCAGCUCGCAGCUGUAGCUGCAGGAGCUCGUGUAGCUGGGACACAAGCCUGUGCCACGGAAACCAUAGACACCAACCGAGUAUCUCUGAGAGCACCUCAGGAGUUUAUGACAUCCCGUUUGGAGCCCGGCUCCAGGAUUGUAUUAAACCCAAAUAAGCCAGUGGUGGAGUGGCACAGGGAGGGGGUCACUUUCCACUUCACACCCGUGUUGGUGUGUAAAGACCCUGUUCGAACUGUAGGCCUUGGUGAUGCCAUUUCUGCUGAAGGCCUCUUCUAUUCAGAAGCAUACCCUGAUUAGGAAUGCUGUAGACAGUUAUAUGAGGAAUGAAAGCCACCCAUCUUAAGAAUUCCAGGACGAACAUAGCUUGGGAAAUAGGCUUGUGGGUGUCAGAACAGUUCCUAGAUCUAAUUGGAAGGCAGCCAAAGAAAUCACAGCAGAUUAAACUGCACAGAUACAUUCCAGCCUGUUGGCAGCAUAAAAUCACUUCAGGUAUAAUCGAAACGUAGCUAUCUACUAACGAGACUGGAUUUUUGUUUUUUGUGUGUGCUACAAAGGUUAAGAACACCUCCCUGGGGGAUUGGGGUUUAGCUCAGUGGUAGAGCGAUUGCCUAGCAAGGGUAAGGCCCUGGGUUCGGUCCUCAGCUAAAAAAAAAAAAAAGAACACCUCUCUGAAUCCCCAGUUGAUGUACCAUGACUCUGGAGAGUCUCCUCCGGCCGCAGAAAGCACUUCCCUCCUUGCCCUCUAGAGAAGGCAGUCCUCCCCCACAAGACUGACCACUCGUGAAACCUGCUGAAGGCAGUCAUGACACCUUAUGCUCCUGGCAGAAUCAGCUUGUCCAUUCAGUGUUAGAGUGACAAUAUUUGACAUGUGUACCUUCUCAGCCUCCUGUUCUCAGACAUAGGUCAGAGCCGCAAGAGAGGACAAAACAGUCCUGUGCUUUAUGGGCUAGGAUUGGAGAUUCUUGGGAGAGCCUUGAGCCACCUAAUCAUUCUGCACCUGCUUGGGAGCAUCAUGCCUUCCUGCCUCAGCUUCAGAGAUUGGGGCUGACUGAGAAAAGGCCCUAUGGCUUGUUCUCAGCCUCAGUGCCGAGCCUGGAAAUGCUUUCUGCAGCAGGAGACUGGUUCUCGUUUCUUCUGAGCCUUGAAGAGAUGUGUCUUACAACUGGAAAGUGCUUCAGUAUAGAACACAUCAUGUGUUUUGUGUUUUUGUUUUGACACAUCCAUUAGUUUGACCUCUUAAGAGCCCCAGGAUCAUGAAUAAAUGUGUCGUGUUGUAUAUUUAUUUUUUUAAUAAAUCAAGAUUUCUGUGUGCUUUUAAAAAUAUUAAAACAAUUUACAUUUCCAGGA
Molecule: messenger RNA, 2654 nt
Organism: Rattus norvegicus (Norway rat)
Lineage: Eukaryota; Metazoa; Chordata; Mammalia; Rodentia; Muridae
Gene: Adpgk
Product: ADP-dependent glucokinase
Biological process (GO): glucose metabolic process; glycolytic process; carbohydrate metabolic process
Cellular component (GO): extracellular region; endoplasmic reticulum
Molecular function (GO): ADP-specific glucokinase activity; phosphotransferase activity, alcohol group as acceptor; kinase activity
Source: RefSeq, a predicted model, not a curated record